AUGGAUCCAGAUGCAGUUUCUAAGGCAUUCGUUGAACACUACUAUUCAACGUUCGAUGCGAAUCGAUCUGGGCUUGCGAAUCUGUACCAGGAAGGUUCGAUGUUGACCUUCGAGGGCCAGAAGAUAAUGGGAUCGCAAAAUAUUGUGGCGAAGCUCACCAGUCUGCCAUUCCAGCAGUGCAAGCACCAGAUCACAACCGUUGAUUGUCAGCCAUCUGGACCUGCCGGCGGUAUGCUUGUUUUCGUCUCAGGUAAUCUCCAACUCGCCGGUGAACAGCACGCGCUCAAGUUCAGUCAGAUGUUCCAUUUGAUGCCAACACCACAAGGAAGCUUCUAUGUGUUCAAUGACAUUUUCCGCUUAAACUAUGCAUGA
Molecule: messenger RNA, 372 nt
Organism: Fraxinus pennsylvanica
Lineage: Eukaryota; Viridiplantae; Streptophyta; Magnoliopsida; Lamiales; Oleaceae
Source: the annotation of a GenBank genome assembly